This is a messenger RNA of Schistocerca americana (American grasshopper), 2370 nucleotides long. Its product is annotated as nuclear RNA export factor 1-like. The transcript has 15 exons. Gene Ontology annotation, cellular component: nucleus. Bases 196 to 2253 code for a protein of 685 amino acids. Lineage: Eukaryota; Metazoa; Arthropoda; Insecta; Orthoptera; Acrididae. Gene Ontology annotation, molecular function: RNA binding; protein binding. The record is from RefSeq and is a predicted model, not a curated record. Gene Ontology annotation, biological process: poly(A)+ mRNA export from nucleus.
UGCGAUCUUUGUUAUAUUUAUUUUGUGUACCGGGCUGUAGUGUAUACAUUCUCAUGGGUUUGUGAGUGUAGGUGUAAGAGAUACGUAUGUGAGAAAUUGUGACUUUGGGAGAACUCAUGCUUACUAAUUUCAGUUUUCGUGUGCAUUUCACAGACUGCAUAUUUUGAAAAGGGUGGUGAUCAGCUUUCCUGAGUCAUGGACUGGAGACCUAAUCAGCGGGUGCUGACGCAAGUCCCAGUCACCAAAGAUCCGAUUAUAGAAAGAGGACCAGUACUAUACGGCGGCAGAGGGAAACCACAAUACCAGCGGCAACCGCUGCCCGCGGUGCAACCACACCGACCGCUGCCCGCAGUACAGCCGCUGCCCGCGGUGCAGUCGCGGCAGCCACCACCCAUAGUGCAGCCGCGCCACCCGCCACCUGUGGUGCAGCCGCCUGUCUUACAGCAGCCAGUGGUGCAGCAGAGCCACUACCAGUCACCGCCUGUGGUGCAGCCGCCUGUCGUACAGCAGCCAGUGGUGCAGCAGAGCCACUACCAGGCCCCACCUGUGGUGAAGCCACCUGUCGUGCAGCAAAGUUACUACCAGUCCCUGACACAUAGCACCGUGUCAUCCCAGGCUGUGCAGCAUGCAGUGGGCAUGUUUGCACAGACAGGAAUUGCAGAAGAAUUCGUGGAGUUGAACUCCUCAAAUUCCUUAAAGUUUGCCAACAUGCACGGUGAUAUUCUUACUGAUAUUGGUCGUAAUGCUAGCCAGUGGCACCAGAUCACUAUCAAAACUCCUGUUCCAGAAUAUGAGAGAAGAUUUGUCAUCGCAGCCAUCAACAAACGAAUAUCACCACAGAAAAUUACGCCUUACUUUUUUCGUAUGGAAAAUCUACACAUAACAUUCUUUGUGAAUAUGUGCGGUUUGGCACUGAGAACACUUUGCAGGAGAGAUCUUAAAGUGCCGUAUGUCUCUGACAAAUUUGAUGAGAUUGAAAUGACAAUCAAACUGUUCAGCAAAAAUUUCAACCUCUCAGAAGCUCUGAAAGAAAUUAUUUCAAGAAGACUGGACAGUCCGAAAAAGUUUUUGGAUCUCUCUUAUAUAAACAGUAUUCCUGAGAUCCAGGAAAUGCUGUUUGACCCGACUGAUAAUUGGCACAUCCUGGACCAGAUGCUGAGGGUCGCUGAGGUCUCGGCGCCCGGGCUCGUUGCCCUCAGACUCGCGGGUAACGGGAUCACGACGCUGACCCUCCUCUGGGAUUUUCUGGUCCACUCCAAGUGGAAGUCUCUACGAACUUUGGAUGUGUCAGACAAUGAGGUAAAGAGCACUGGUACUGUUUCACUGUCUCGUACUUUACAGAUCUCAGAAGUCUACUUGGAUUGUAAUCCAAUAUGUCACAUGCUUAAGAGAGAUUCAUACAUAAGUGCCAUCAAGGCAACAUUUCCCCGUCUUGCAAAAUUGGAUGGGACUUACCUACACACCACAGCACAUCUGCCUUACUGGAAGCCGAAUUUCAUUGUGAAUGGUACUGGUGACCCAGGUGAAUUUGCUGACCAGUUCAUCGAGCACUUUUUCACACUCUAUGAUGACCCCGAUCGAAUGAAACUCCGUGGAUUGUACCAUGAGAAGGCUUACUUCUCACUUUGCAGUUUAUAUUUGGAUGCACAAUUUACAACUCCCAAUGCAAGAUUGUCUGCUUACAUUGAUGAGACCCGAAACCUGUUACGUUGCUCUGAUCUGAAGAAGGCGAAUGCUGCACUAACACACGGCUCAGAGGAAAUCCUCGAAAGGUUAUCGAGCUUACCCACUACACAGCACGAUCCCUACACCUUCGCUGUGGAUCUUUUGGUACAUACGCCGAAGAUGACCGUACUGACAGUAACAGGUGUCUUCCGGGACAUUGCUAAGCAGAAAAGUUCUCAUAGACAUUUCUCACGCACUUUUGUCCUCCAGAGACGAGAAAAUGAUGAAUAUCAAAUUACUAAUGAUAUCCUAUAUAUCUCAAAUGCAGCUACACGUGAGGCAGAAGAGGCAUUCAAGUACGUAAGACCACCUAAAAAAAUAAAGAAAAAGCGACCAACGCCUAAUUUGUCAGAGUGCGAGAAGGAGUCCAUGACCGGAAUGGUUCAGCAACUGACUAGUAUGUCAGCUCUGUGGUCACAAAAGUGCCUGGAGGAUACUGACUGGGAUAUGAAGGAAGCCCUCAAGAUUUUUGUGGAACUUUAUGAGAUGAGCAAAAUUCCAAAAUCGGCAUUUAUCACCUCGAAAUAGUAAUGAAGAAAACUUGUUCAGCUCUCAGAGAGACUGCAUCUCAGUGCUGUGUAUGUUUUGUUAACUGUACCUUGAAACAAUUGCCUGUAAAUAAACAUUGUUGUAAUUUUGAUUGUG